Messenger RNA from Rhizophagus irregularis DAOM 181602=DAOM 197198, 2921 nucleotides. RefSeq lists its product as uncharacterized. The record is from RefSeq and is a predicted model, not a curated record. NCBI's taxonomy places the organism in Eukaryota, Fungi, Glomeromycota, Glomeromycetes, Glomerales, Glomeraceae.
AAAAAAAAAUUAACAAGCAAAUUGCUCGAAGCUCAUAUUUAUAGCAAUUUAAUUCCUGAUCAUAUGUAAAUCUAAUUAAAAGUUUGUUAAAUUUAAAAAUGGCAAUUCCGAUAACCGAGAGUCCACCGCAAAAUAAUUCUUCCGGAAUUCCUCCAGAAUCAAAUAAACCGACUCAAAAUAAAAUUUCAGUAAUUCGUAAAAAUAUCACUAUAUUCCUAACAUCAAACUUCAAAAAGGUUAUUAAGGGAACAUUAGCUUAUUGGUUAGCAUUUUUAAUUAUAUUUAUCGAUGUAUUUCGAAAUCAUUUUAAGAAUCCACAAACGCUUUUUAAUAUUGUACUUCCUACAAUAAUCCUAAAUCCCGCAGCAACAUUAGGAGAAUUUGUGCAAACGGUAGCUUUUUUAAUAUUUGGUAUAUUGAUAGGUCAUUCGUUAUUCAUAUUAGAAGCGGGAGCAUUAGGAAAUAGUGAAGUAGCAAUGAUAAUUUUAUUAUUUGUGACCACAUAUUUAACAUCAAUCAUAAGAGCUAUUAAUAUGAAAUAUUUUGGAUUUGGUCUAAUAAUUUGUGUUGGAGCAUUUCAAGGAAUUUUUACUAGGAUUAUAUUUGGGACAUUCAGAGAAAGUUUUUUAAGUGAUGCUACAGUUACGUAUUUUAUAGGAAUAACCAUCGCAUGGGUAGUUAAUGUAAUCAUAUGGCCAACAACAGCUGAACGUAAUUUAAUCUCACAAAUCUGUAUUUCGCUUACAAACUUAAGUUCGUUUCACACAUUAUUAUUAAAAGAUUAUUUACUUUCUCUAAAUGAGGAUGAAAUAUCUCGACUUAAAUCUUUUUCCACACAAAUUCGAUCCGAUGCGUUUUCUCUGGUUCGCAUAAUAGAUGCAUUAGAAGCAGAAUUAACGUAUUCAAAAUUUUCAAUAAAAGAGUAUAAAGACCAAGUACGUUGUAUAAAUUUAAUGCAACUACAUUUACUUGGUUUAUAUAAUAGUAUGUCAAAAAGAUGUAAGGAAAGAUUUGAUAAAGAUUCAUUACAUUUACUUAAAGAAAAUUCCAUGGCAUUAAAUGAAGUAUGUAGAAAAUCUAUCAUUUCAUUUCAACAAACUAUAGACCCUCAAUAUCAUAAAAAUAAAAAGAUUGCUGAAAUUGUUAGAGAGAAUGAAUUAGAAAAGGGUGAAAUUAAAAAUGAUGAAGUAGAAGAACUAGAUGGAAAAAUUUGGCAAGAUAAUCUACGAAGUAGUUUAAAAGAAUAUGAAGAAAAACAAAGUAAUAUUAUGAUAGAAUUACUUCACCUAGAAAAUAUUACCUUAGAUGAUGUUUAUACUGAAAAUAUCACAUCUACAAAAGAUGACGAAUCUAUUAUUACAAUUGAAAGUGAGAAUAAAGUAGAACUUGACGAUAACAUUAUUUUGAAAGAAUCGACAUGGGAAGAUAUAUUUUUCAGCUAUUUUUUUACGUUUGGUUUUAGAGAAUAUGUUGAAGAAUUAUUAAGACUUGGAAAGAUUGUUAAUAUAAAAGGAGAGAAAAAAUUGAGAAUCAAUUAUAAAUGGAUGAUACCUGAUUUAUUCAAAAAGAAAAUUAAAAGCGAUGAUGGUACAAGUUACGACAAAUAUUCUAACCCCAUUGUUACGAUUAGAGUUAAAUUAGCAAAGUUUUUGUAUGCAUUUAAAAGUAAUAUUAGUAUAUCUGCGAUUAAAACGGGCGUUGCUUUAAUUAUUUAUAUAUUACCGUUAUUAAUUGGUGGAAGUGCAAAAGAUUUCUUCGUAAGAUGGAAUAUAAACACCGGUGUUGUUUCGGUGCUUGUUUUAAUGACUCCCGUUAUUGGCCAAACUUAUGUAAACUUAUCCAUUUUAAUUGCUGGAACAAUAUUUGGAUCAAUUUGGGCUUACGUCUCUUUAAUAGUAUGGGAAACAAAUCCAUAUGGAUUAUCAUUUUUCAUAAUAUUAUAUGCAAUAUUAAUGUACUAUAUAGCAAGUAUACCUCGCUUGGCUCUUGUGAGUUUACUUUCAAGAUUAUCCUACGCAACCGUAUUGAUACCACAAUUUGUAAUAAUGAAGAAUAAAAUACCAAAUGCUAAUAGUCCGAUAGUAGCAACAUACAAAAAUUUGGCUAUUACAGCCAUUGCAAUUAUAUUAGCAUUCAUAUUACAAAUAGUCAUUUAUCCUAAUUUGGCAAGGCACGAACUUCGAAGAAGCUUAUCUAACAUAAGUGUUAAUUUGAUACUUUAUUUUGAGGAAUUUUGUACAAUCUUUAAUAAGUUGCUUUCAAAUACUUCGUUGACAAAAAAGCAACGCGAAGAUGAAUUACAAAAAAUUGACGACGAUUUAAGACAUGUAGAACUUAAAAUACAAAGAUCUAUAAUUAAAAUACAACCAUUAUUUGCUUUCUCAUCUGCUGAACCAAGAUUAAUUGCUCCAUUUCCUAUUCUAAAAUAUGAUAUUGUUUUAGUUCAUUUACGACAUAUAUUAGACAGACUUUCUUGGGCUAGAUUAGUUACAAUGAGUAGGAAGGAUUUUUCAGAUAAUUUCGUUCACAAUUUGGUUAUUCCACUUCAUAAGGCUAGAACUCAAUUACAAAGUGUUGUAGUUGUAUUAAUGUAUUUAUUUGCUAAUGCUUUAAUUAGUAAACGUCCUUUACCUCAUAUUUUACCUAAAUCUACAGAAAUGAGAAAUAAUUUAUUUAAUGAAGCAUAUAGGUUGGUCAAAGAAUUAACAAUCAAUGAACAAAGAAAUAGAAACAAAAAUAGGGAAGAUAAUAAUACUUUUAUUUUAAAAGAUCCUGAGUAUAUUAGAUUUUAUGCUGUUUCUUCGAUUAUGGGAGGUAUUGCUAAUCAUGUCGACGCUAUUGGUGAUGUGCUUAAAGAUUUAUUUGGUGAAACAGUUGGUUAUACUUAAAACUGUCUAUGCCUAAAUAUAUUUUAUUAUAUU